Molecule: messenger RNA, 636 nt
Organism: Harpegnathos saltator (Jerdon's jumping ant)
Lineage: Eukaryota; Metazoa; Arthropoda; Insecta; Hymenoptera; Formicidae
Product: mapk-regulated corepressor-interacting protein 1-like
Exons: 6
Source: RefSeq, a predicted model, not a curated record
GGAUCAAUCAGAGAAUUUGGAGAAGGUUAGAAACACUGCGUGAUCUUACGAGGAAAACCGGUCCUGAGAAUAAUCACGAGAUCACCCGUCACAUACCAAAACCUGUUUUUCACAUGAAUGGGAAGUCAAAACUCACUUCGCAAAGGCAUCAGAUGCAAGAAGUUAUCACACCACAGCAUGAGGAACUUAUAAAAUUUGUUUAUGAAUCAUGGAAUCAAGUCAACAUACGACAAACAAAUGAAUGUUGUGAUGGCACAGAAUGUACACAACUUUGCAAUCCUAAUUCAAUAGUAUAUUACGAUGGUGAGCCAAAUGAUAGUCUUCAAGAUUUUAAACCAUUUGAUUUAGAAUCUUGGUGGGGUGCAGUGCUAGAUAGUAUACAACAGCAGCUGUGACAUACAAAAUAACCAGUGUCACUUUCGGAGUGUAAUUUAAACCUGAUCAGGUCUGAAGUUAUUAUAAUGUCGAAUAUAACGUUCAAGAGUGAACUCGAUAUAUAUAUAUCGACUUCUAUCAAAUUAUUAAGAAAGGUCAUUGAAAUUACACGCAUAAAUAACGUCACAAAGUCACUAGGCAGUAAUAUAAAAUUCGAACAUACGUGACAGCUUCAAACGUGCACGCGUGUGCUAGAGUAGU